UCGGUACACUACUGUAAGUGCUCUGCUGAGAGGGGACUCACAUUCACGGGAGAAAAUAAUGAGACGGCGCCAGGGGUUGAGAAUGAUGGCAAGAGAGAAAAUAGUGUGUCUCGUGUGAUAUUACUGUACUGGGAGAAGAGGUCAGAUCUGCUUUCUCUGACAGACAAACAAAAGGACGAGAAGCGAACGACACAUUGAGUACUUAACUUCACAUGCACACUUUGGGAUUCUCUCAGCAACAGCUUUGAAUGUUUCGAAUUUAAAGGAGAAAUACAAAAUACUGUACGAAAAGAAAAUGGAAACAGACUCGAGAAAAAAGGGCUUUACCAAGGGCAGAAGUGCUACUUUUAGCAUCGAUGGAUUCAGCUUCACUAUUGUGGCUAAUGAGGAUGGUGAAACAAACAGGCCACUGGCAAGAUUUGCACGAUCAAAGUCUCAAAAUGCACUAUGGAGCUCGCUCACAGCUGGGACCGGAAAAAAGGAAAAGGUCAAAGUUCAGAGCGAUAUUCCAGAUGAUCCACACAGAAUAGAAGAGAUCCUGGCCGAUGAGCUUCCUUUAGAUGGUCCAGAUGCUACGGAAAAAACGGCUGUCAGAUUGCGAUGUUUGGUGAAACAGUUGGAGAGGGGAGAGGCGUCUCUCGUAGACCUGAAGAAAAACCUGGAAUAUGCUGCUUCUGUUUUGGAGUCAGUCUACAUUGAAGAAACAAGGCGAUUGGUCGAUACAGAGGAUGAGCUCAGUGAUAUCCAAUCAGAUUCUGUGCCAUCAGAGGUCCGCGAUUGGCUGGCCUCCACCUUCACGCGCCAAAUGGGGCUGAUGCUCAGAAGGACGGAGGAAAAGCCUCGAUUUCGCAGCAUCGUUCACGCUGUACAGGCUGGGAUCUUCGUGGAGAGAAUGUACAGGAGAACCUCUAAUAUGGUGGGACUCAGUUACCCUCCACCUGUUAUAGCAGUGCUUAAGCAUGUGGAUAAAUGGUCAUUCGAUGUGUUUGCUCUGAAUGAUGCGAGCGGCGACCACUCGCUCAAAUUCAUCUUCUAUGAGCUUCUCACCAGAUAUGAUCUCAUCACACGCUUCAAGAUUCCUGUUUCAGCGCUGGUCUCAUUUGUUGAGGCUGUUGAAGUUGGUUACAGCAAACAUAAAAACCCCUAUCACAACCUGAUGCACGCAGCCGAUGUCACCCAGACUGUACAUUACCUGCUGCUCAAGACAGGGAUGGUGCACUGGAUGACAGAGUUGGAGAUUUUGGCGAUGAUUUUCGCUGCAGCCAUCCAUGACUAUGAACACACGGGAACCACAAACAACUUCCACAUUCAGACCAGGUCAGACGCGGCCAUCCUGUACAACGAUCGCUCUGUGCUGGAGAGUCAUCACGUCAGCGCUGCGUAUCGACUUCUGCAGGACGAUGAUGAGAUGAACAUCCUGUGCAACCUCUCUAAAGACGACUGGAGAGAGCUCAGGGCACUGGUGGUGGAGAUGGUUUUAGCUACAGACAUGUCCUGCCACUUUCAACAAGUCAAAGCCAUGAAGAAUUUCCUUCAACAGCCCGAGGGAAUUGACAAACCCAAGGCUCUGUCUUUGCUGUUACACACCGCUGACAUCAGUCAUCCGGCCAAAAACUGGGAGCUACAUCAUCGCUGGACCACAUCACUGCUGGAAGAGUUUUUCAGACAGGGCGAUAAGGAGGCAGAACUGGGUUUGCCUUUUUCACCUCUGUGCGACCGCAAGUCUACAAUGGUUGCUCAGUCUCAGAUUGGGUUUAUCGACUUCAUUGUCAUUCCCACGUUUACGGUUCUAACGGACAUGACGGAGAAGAUCGUCACUCCGCUCAUCGACGAGGCGUCAAAUUCAGGCCUCGCUGGAUUUCGCAGUUUGACUGCAGCAGAUGUGAAGCGGGACAGUGUGAACAGUUCAGGUUCUGACGGCAGCACCUCUCUGCUCUGUGUGGACCUGAACCACUUCAAAGCCAUCUGGACUGAGGAGGUCUCUCGCAACAGAGAACGAUGGAAGGCUAAAGCAGAUAAAGAAACUGAAGAGAAAACCAAACGAGAGACUGAAGAACAGCAGGGGACAACAGCAGAAAACAGCCAACAAAACAAAGACCCACAGCCUCCAGCAACCAAACAAGACGGGGUGGCUGAGGACGACCCGGGGGGAGUGACCGGACCUCCGGAAGAAAGUCUUCAUCGUAAAGACCCAUCAGAGGAACACAUAAAAGAACAGAAAUUACAGAAUGGUGAAGUGUCUCAAGAGUCAGAAUCACCCACAUAUGAAGAGAAGAGAACACUUGAUGAAACUGCCUAAUGGGGUUUCAAGUCUGACAUUCAGAUGUAAUGCGAAAGCUAAAGGAGGAGAACGCUCGACUCUGCAGGUACACAGCACCCUCUAGUGGACAUAGCUAAUGAUCGCAUCGCUUCAUGUUCGGCCACAAUCUUCUCCAAAGCCUUUAUCUCCAGACUUUAUAAAGAUUUAUGUCUUAUAAUGAAGGUUUUGACUGAUGGUACAACAGGCAAUUUUCCUUCAUAAUCCUUUAGAGAGCAGUGAAGGACUCUGCUCGAUGGAAAGUGUGAAACAGUUAAAGUUCAGAAAUUUGGUUUCUUUUUUUUAUAAAAACAAAAGAUAAGAAAAUGCCUUUAUUUGUAAUUAGGCUAUAUGUGACCCUGGACCACAAAACCAGUCAUAAGCACGGGUAUAUUUGUAGUAAUAGCCAACAAUACUUUGUAUCAAGAUUAUCUAUUUUUUUUAACCAAAAAUCAUUAGGAUAUUAACCCUUAUUUAAUGUUGGGGAUGUUUUCAUCCACGUUUGAGUUUAAUUUGGCCAUAACUUUCUCCGUGUUUCAGCAAAUGGAAUGAUUUUGGUGAGAAAUCUUAUAUCGACACAUAUUUUGGAAAUGUUUUGAAAUUUUUUAAAAAGCUCAACAAUACACCGUUGGCAAAUUUACAAACCUUUCGUUAUGUUUGUGGACAAAAAGCCACUAAAUUAAAUUGCUGUAAAAAUCAGAUAAAUAUUUUUUAUAUUUAUUUUAACAUAAAUCUGUUCAUCAAAUUUAAUCCUGAUCAAAACUACUAAAUGUUUACAAAAAAACCUGGGAUUUUAACUCUUUAAUUGCCAAGCUCAUAAAUGAUGUCACCGAUUUGAGGGGGGAAACUGAUUUUCAAUUUAAAAAGUGAUAUUUUUACCUUUUAUCACAGUCUUUUAUAUUGAAAAUAUGUCAUUUUGUGUGUUUUUCUUCAAAGCAGUGACAUCAUUUAUGAACUUGGCAAUUAAAGAGUUAAAAUUCUGGAGUUUUUAUAUACAUUUUCUAGUUUUGAUCAGGACUAAGGUUGAUUAAAAGAUUUAUGGAAAAAAAAGAAAAAAAAUACUACUUAUAAUAAUAAUAAUCUGAUACAUUUUUACAGCCGUAUAAUUUUGUGGUUGUUUUCAUCCCGAACAACAGGAAAGUGUAGUAAAUUUGAAAAAUGCACAAGGGUUAAGAUCAUUUCCAUGAAGAUAUUUAACAAAUUUCCUACAGUAAAUAUAUAAAAAAUGUAUUUAUCCUUAGUAAUAUGUGUUGUUAAGGAUUUCAUUUAGACAAAUUUAAAAGUGAUUUUAUUAAUAUUUUGAUUUUUUUCACCUCAGAUUCCAGAUUUUUAAAUAGUUCAAAUAUCGUCAUAUCCUAACAAACAGUACAUAAAUGGAAAGCUUAUUUAUACAUUUCAAUUUCAAAACAUUGACCCUUGUGGUUUUGUGGUCAAGGAUCACAUAUACAGUGGGUACGGAAAGUAUUCAGACACCUUUACAUUUUUACUCUUUGUUUCAUUUGCUAAAAUCAAAAAAGUUUAUUUUAUUUCUCAUCAAUGUACACUCAGCACCUCAUCUUGGCAGAAAAAAACAGACAUUUAGAAAUUUUAGCAAAUGUAUAAAAAAACCACAGAAAUCAUGGUCAUAAGUAUCACCUGCCCAAUACAAUCCCAACAGUGAAACAUGGUGAUAUUACAGUUUUUUAUAUAUAUAUAAAUUUGCAAACAUUUCUACAUGUUUGUUUUUUUCUGGUAAGAUGGGGUGUUGAGUGUACAUUAAUGAAAAAUGAAAUGAACUUGAUUUUAGCAAAUGGCUCCAAUGAAACAAGCAGCGAAAAAGGGGUCCUAAUACUUUCUGUACCCACUGUAAACAAAUGCUUCAAUGUCUUUAUUAAUCGGAUCAACCUUGUAAAUGAUUCUUAUGUCAUGUAUGAAACAAUAGUUCAUAACUAAAUAUUAGGGGAGAGCGGGGGACAACCUAACGCUUUUUGGUUUUGGUUCAAUCGUUCAAAAAAUAUUUAAGUUUGAUUAAUUAUAUCUUUACACAAGGAACACACACAUCUCUGCUACAAAUGAUCAUUUGAAGUUUGUUUCUAGCACUUACCAUUCUUGGACAAUUACACCAAAUGAAACAGAAGUGCAAACGUUACAACUUCCCCCAUAGGUGGGGUGAAUUGUAACAGGCAGGGGGUUAGUUGUAACACUUGCUAAAAAUAAAGUUUGCAGGCAAAUAUUUCAAUACUAUUUUGUCUAUAUACUUGAAGUGGAUAUUGUUUAUAUAUCUGUCUAUAAUAGACAGGUAUCCACAGUGUAUUCAUUCAUCCAGCCCUUUUCUAACAAUAGUUCAAUUAUAAAAGGAUACAAAUGUGGAAAUAUGUGAGAAAAAGCAGCACAAUUAUGACAAAACAUUUUUUUAUAUGUGACCCAGUUUGUAAUAACCAUACUACAGUUCCAAAAUCAAAUUCUGAGAUAAUGAAAAUCAAAGUCUGAUUUUAGCCAUUCAUUUCAUUAUGAUUUCAAUCUUUGACGUGACCUUAUUCAAUCAAUAUUAAAUAUAUGAAUAAAAAUAAAUUUGACACACCAUUUUUGAUAAGACAGGCACAUUUAUUUUGUUGUUCACCAGCAAUCAUUUGUGUGUAGCCUAUUUAAAACAAUGGCAAGAAUUACGCUAACAUUAGCGGUUUUUAUAUCGUAACUGCUGAGGGGUUAGUUGUAACACAGUGUUACGAUUAACCCCGCUGGGUCAAAAUAUUUUCAAGCCCCCCAAAAAAGUUGCUAAGAGCUGCAGACAUAUUUCAAAACGAUGCUAUGUUUUAGUCAACAAGACACUGAUUAAUAUGACAUAGCAUUGGAUUUGAUAUCUUACACACCCAACUUAGAAACUGAAAAAAAAAACAUAUAAUGAAAAAAUUUACUUGCAUGCCACCAAAACACUUCAUCAAUAACUCUUUGGAAAAACAUUAUACAUUUACAAUAGCAGCGUGAAAAAAAUACCGGAAAAACAAAACACCCAACUUUGUGCAACAAUGUAAACAGUCCGUGUUACAACUAACCCCGCGUUAGUUUUUGCCCCGCGCACCCCCAUAUAUACAGUAUGUAUAACUACAGAUAUUUGGUUAGACCUAUUUAGAAUGACAUCUACCGAUACCUACAGAUACGGAUAGUUUUGAUUUUUAAUUCUCGUUUCAAAUUAUUAUGUCAUGAAAUCCCUGAGCGUACAAAUUGCAACUGUAUUGUCAUUGUGACCCAAAUGAAAAUAAUUACACAGUAUGAGUUUAGUUGUGUUUUGAUUAUCAGGAUAUAAUCUACAAUCAGCCGAUGUCCGAUAGUAGAAAAAAAGCUUUUAUACCAAUCCCGAUUAUAUAGGCCGAUAUAUCGGUGCAUCCCUAUAACUGCUAUACUAUAUAGAUAUAAAUAUUGAUUGGGACGUUAAUAUUCAAAAACGUCCCCAAUCUAUAAAUAUACCUGUGAAUAUCUGCUUUCUGGCCUGAGAAUGCAAUGAUGUUUUUUUAAAUGCGCUUUGCUGUGGUAUCCCUGCAUUGACUGAACGACCAACAUUGUUUGCUUGCAGCACAUUGAUUGCGAAUAGAGGUUGUGUACAUGAAACCCUGAAUGUGUAUAUGUAUUAUUACUGUAAAUGAAAAUGGGCGUUUAGAUCAGAGCUUUUGUACUUGAGAAGAGCUGUAUGAAGUAUUUCAAGCAUGUUUAUGUUCUCAGCUGUCCAAUAGAAAAGGCCUGACACCACCUCUCGGUUUCGCUGGCCUACAAAUGCCUUCCUCUUUUUCGAUGUAAUCUUUCUGAAAUACUUGUCAGUGUAGACCAUAAACCAUAUCACUGUGUUUAUCUCGCAAUACCAUACAAAAGAAAUCCUAGUUUUGUGACUGAAAUAACUCUUAGUCUAGUUUACCGAUCUCACCUGGUACAGUUACCAAACUUUCCUGUAAAGCAGAUUAAAUGAUUUAUAAACAUAUAUAAUAAUAUAAUGUAAAUGCGUUCAUAACCGGGUCUGUUGAUCUGAACGUCUCCUGUCAAAAGGAAACAUUUUAUUUUUAUCUGUCUUUUUUUUUAAGAAAGGGUGUUGCAGGAUUAGAUAUGUGAGAGAUUAAUCUCACAAUCUGCUGUCGAGUAUAAAGUAAAUGUUUAACUUCUGAAUUGUAUUAUUAUUUUUAAAUACAAUCUUGUCAAAUUCUUUGUUGAACUGCAUAUUUUUUUUUACCAAUAAAAUGAUGAACUUUGUUAAUUUCCCUGAUAAAAUGAUAGCAGAUGAAGAUACAGAUUGAAAUGAAACUGUUACUUUAUUACACAAGUCACUUCAUUUUGUUUGUUUACCGUUUGGCUUUUCAAUUUCUUCCUGUGACUUCAGACUCGAUAUGUUAUAUUGGGUUGAGUGAUUGUGACAGCAUGUGUAUGUGUGUGUGCGUGCGUGCGUGCGUGUGUGUGUGUGUGUGUGUGUGUGUGCGCAUGAGCAGAUCAUGAUGAGUUUGUAAAAGUUGACACUGUGAUCUUUCGUGUGAUCUUUCGGUCUCCAUGAUUUCUGUUUUGAAGCAGACAGAGAGAGACACACCAAUAAACAUGAACUUA
This is a messenger RNA of Paramisgurnus dabryanus, 6856 nucleotides long. RefSeq names its product phosphodiesterase 1C, calmodulin-dependent b (gene pde1cb). Gene Ontology annotation, biological process: signal transduction. The record is from RefSeq and is a predicted model, not a curated record. NCBI's taxonomy places the organism in Eukaryota, Metazoa, Chordata, Actinopteri, Cypriniformes, Cobitidae. Gene Ontology annotation, molecular function: 3',5'-cyclic-nucleotide phosphodiesterase activity.